Molecule: messenger RNA, 3342 nt
Organism: Myzus persicae (green peach aphid)
Lineage: Eukaryota; Metazoa; Arthropoda; Insecta; Hemiptera; Aphididae
Product: zinc finger MYM-type protein 1-like
Exons: 6
Coding region: 540-3335 (931 amino acids)
Molecular function (GO): protein dimerization activity
Source: RefSeq, a predicted model, not a curated record
CUGAUUAAAUUAUACCAUUCACGGUCAUAUCUAUAUGGCUGUGAUAUCAUUAUUCAUUAUCCGCCACAAUAUUAAAUUGUGUUGUCAACACAGAUAUAUAUAUUAAAUAUUAAUAUAUAUAUCUGUGGUUGUCAAUGUUUGUAUCUUAUCUGUUAUCUGUGGUUUGGCUAUUAUGGUCAACGGGUUUAAGUAGUUUAACCAUGUUAAUGUUACGAAAAUAUUAGAAACGAGUGGAUAUUUUUGUACGAAAAUAGAAUUAUCAAUAUGAAUAAUGAAUAUUACUAUUCUUUGUGUGGAAACGUCAAAUUAAGCCGGGUGGUGGGGCGCUGCACGAGCAAGGUCGAUCUUAUUAGGUAAUAGCAUUGAUUUUAAAAUAUACUUAUAUUUUAAAAUCAAUGGUAAUAGGUAUUCUAGUAUUUAUGUCGACUCGUUCAAAGGCUAAAAUCCACAAUACUGUGUUUACUGUUUAUUGUUUUGUUUUUGAAUUUGAGUGUUGUACCGUUGUUCUAAACAUAUUAUAAUUAUAUAUAAAUUUAAAAAUGAACUGUGAUUUAUGUGGAAAAUUAAAAGCGAAAUUAAACGAUGCCAAUUGGGCACGCCACAUUGAAGCUUGUAAAAACAAAAAAAGAAAGUUAAAGCGUUUUCAAGACAUUGCAAGUUUUUUUUCUCCAAACAGAGAGACAAAAAAUACUGUUGAUUGUGUUGAAACUAGUACUCUAGAACCUCGUCCAGUUGUUAAAGAGACAGAAAAUACUGUUGAUUGUGUUGAAACUAGUACUCUAGAAUCUCGUACAGUUGUUAAAGAGACAGAAAAUACUGUUGAUUGUGUUGAAACUAGUACUCUAGAAUCUCGUACAGUUGUUAAAGAGACAGAAAAUACUGUUGAUUGUGUUGAAACUAGUACUCUAGAAUCUCGUACAGUUGUAGAAGAUAACAUAUGUAAAUGGAAGAAUGAUCCAUGUCUUUUCAUCAACAAACAUUUAAGUCCUGAAGAAAAACGAUUGAUUUCUGAACUUGGACCGUGUCAACCAUUAGCAGAUGAAUUAUUUGGUUAUCAAUUUCCAAAUAAUAUCAAUGGGAGGCAUUUUAAUGAACAGUGGUAUUUCAGAGUGCUACCUGACGGCAAAAAAAUUGUUAGAGAUUGGUUAUCUUACUCGCCGAAAUUAAAUAAGGCCUUCUGCUUGCCUUGUAUACUUUUUGGUUCAGAUAAAAAUAUUUCGUCAAGAAUGUCCUGGGCAGUAAAUGGUUAUGAUUGUUGGCAAAAUGGUCGCAAUAAUAUUAGUGCUCAUGAAUUAACUACAUCACAUAUCAAUUCAUCUGUCGUAUUAAAAAUUCAAAAAAUUACUUUACCAAUUUUACCAUCUUUAGAGUAUGGCAGAAGAUUGGAAAUAGCAACUAACCAAAAAAUUGUUUCGGAACUUAUUAAUAUUGUUAUUUUUUUAGCACAACACAAUAUUGCAUUUCGUGGAAACAAAGAAAAUUGGUCAUCUAACAUUAAAGGAAACUUCAAAGAUCUAGUUAUUCUUAUGGCAUCUCUAUCUCCUAUUUUGUCAUCUCAUCUGUCUCUAGUCAAGUCUAAAGGUAAAAAAGCAACUUCCUUUAUUACUUGGGAACGCCAAAAUCAAUUGAUUGACUGUAUUAGUCAAUCUAUUAAAUGCACCAUAAAUAAAGGAAUAUCUGAAGCAUCAUUUUUCAGUAUUUCUAUUGAUUCGACGUUUGAUGCAUCUCGAACCGAACAAAUUUCUUUUAUAGCAAGGUAUGUAAAUAGUACUGGUGAUAUUUUUGAAAGACUGCUUGCCCUCAAAUCAUCUGCGAUUACAACAGGAGAAGUUCUGUUUAAUAUCUUUAAGAGUGUCAUGGAAGAAAAUAAUCUCCAAUGGAAAACUGCAUUAGUGGGUCAGUCAUACGAUGGAGCUGGAAAUAUGUCAGGUGAACAUAAAGGUUUGCAGUCUCGAAUCAAAUUGGAAAAUGACCACGCUUUGUUCAUAUGGUGCCAUGCACAUCGAUUAAACUUAGUUGUGACAUCUAUAAUUUCAAAAGGCAAAGAUGGUAUAGAUAUGUUUGGUAACCUUGAAAGUUUAUAUGCUUUUUUAUGGACAAGUAAAAAACGAGUUGAUAUUUUUCGACAAAAACAGUAUAAAUUAUAUCCAAAGAAACAGCUUCAAUCUGUGAAACGUGUUGCAACAACAAGGUGGAUGUCACAUUCGGUUGCUUUGAAAACAAUAAUAUCUAAGUUUGAAGCAUUAAUUCAAACCUUAGAAGAAAUAAUUGAAAAAGAAGGUCCAUCAGAUGUGAAGGCUGCAGCAACUGCUAAUGGUUUGAUUAGGUAUUUUUUGUCUUUUCGAUUUAUUUUAACAGCAUUUUGUUUUAAAAUAUUAUUUGAUAUUCUUGAUCCACUCAAUAAAGCAUUUCAAGAAUCAGAUAUCGAUUUGUUGACAGCAACAGAUCUGAUUUUCUCUGCUCGCUAUGAUCUUAAAAAAUCUAGGAAUGAUAAUGUAUUUCAAAACACUGUAAAUAAUGCUAAAGAUUUUAUUAAUGCAUCUGAUAGAGAAUUUGAAGAACUUAAACAGAUGAGACCCAUUAAAGUACCUAGAAAACAUGAUCAAAAUGUAAUAUGUUCAGAUAAUGCUAUUGUAGAUCCGUUAUUUAAAAUGAAAGUUGAGACAUUUAACGUUAUAUUAGACACAACUCUGUCAACUUUAGAAAGUCGAUUUAAUGAUGAACAUAUUGGUAUUUUGAGGGAUAUUUCAUUAUUUUCAAAGAAAAGAAUUGAUGAAAUAAAUAUUAAUGUUAACAAGUUUCCAAUAGACAGUUUUAGUGUAUUUUGUUCAACUUAUACAAUUAUUUCACAGGAAGAUCUGAAAACAGAAUAUUUACAGUUUGUUAAAAUUUUUAAAAUGUUAAAUAAUAAUAUUGAAUUGCCUCAUGAAUUACAUCAAACACACAAUUUUGAUGAAGAUGAUAAAUUAACAUCAUCGUCAAGUGAUGAAGAAGAAGAACUAUUACCUACAAAAAGUAAACGGGAAAUGCAAAAUGCUGGUAGUAUAAAUCAUGUUUUUAAAGUUUUUUGUACAGCAAACAUGAGUACAGUUUUUCCAAAUCUUUACAUUGCGUUGAAAAUAACUGUAACAUUGCCAGUUAGUAGCGCAAGUACAGAAAGGUCAUUUUCACGUUUGAAAUUACUUAAAACCAGACUGAGAACUAGUACAUCUCAAAACCGAUUGGAAAACCUUUUAAUAAUAUCUUGUGAAAAUGAUAUUGAAGUUGACAAAGAUGAAGUGGUUAAAAAAUUUGCAGCUAAAAGUAAAGUUCUAACUAAACUGCUUACAAUGUAGUUUUGUU